Messenger RNA from Aspergillus nidulans FGSC A4, 1344 nucleotides. RefSeq lists its product as uncharacterized. The coding region runs from base 207 to 1001 and encodes 264 amino acids. The transcript is spliced from 3 exons. The record is from RefSeq and is a predicted model, not a curated record. NCBI's taxonomy places the organism in Eukaryota, Fungi, Ascomycota, Eurotiomycetes, Eurotiales, Aspergillaceae.
GCCGUUUCAACCCACGGAGAAAUCUGGCAAAGCACGGUUGACAGAAUAUUUCGGAAUGAGACCGUCGUAUCUGAGAAUUCCCCUCGGCAUUCUCAUGGCGCCUCAAUCUUACCUUGGUAUUUAACAGAUUAACAGAUUAAAGCCAGCAUCCUAUCGCCUCGACUAGAGAAAAAAAGCACUCUUGGAUAUCCAAAAUUGAUCCCACCAUGAAGACGGCCGGAACACGUGAGCUCUUUUACCGCGAGCAAACAAUAGCGAAUCUUCGCAUUGUAUUUGGUAAAGACGUUGAUGUCGUGACCUGCAAACAAGGCUAUGAGAGCAGAUUUGUCGCCUUAGCAUAUGUGGUUGGGGCCGAGGGAGAGCGAAUUCAAGUCAUGCAGUCGUCGGCUUUGGACGUCACAUAUGCACUACGGGACUUGCUUGCUCUAUCGUCACGGCGUGUUCAGGCUUAUUUUGCUGACCACAACCAUCAAGUGGCCAAAAAUGAGUUAGCAACCUGCAGCAUUGUCUUGCCCCGAAAACCAGAGUCAUUAUUAGAGCUCAAUCAACCCACGCCCCUGAAGUAUGACGUGCUGCCCGAGGAUGAGGCGGCUCUAGAGGAAGCAGGUGGGGACUACCUUGAAGCUGAAGCAAACCCGGGGGGUCAUGAAGCAGAGACAAGUUCGUCGACUCCACAAUACCUAGAAUCAUGUAAUGUGGAACAAAAGGGCUAUUCAAUCCUUCUGAUUAUUGAGCAUCCUUUCCAUCCGCCUUUUGGGGGAUUGAGAUAUAUUGGAGCCCCUAGCCGUCAAGUGAUUCUGCAAGCUAUCUCCAAGAUCAUGUCCGAGAACGGGUUGUCGAACACCGUGUAUCAUAUGAAGACUUUGUGCGUCAAAUCGGAUACCGGAUCAUACGAUAUCCUUGGCUAUGAGUAUGACCACAUCGAAGACUUACUUGACCAUGUCCUCAAAUCAGAAAAAUUUGCAAAGAUUGAGUGUGUUUAUGGGAUUCCUGCAGCCUAAUGCCCAUGUUGCAAUGGUUCUUACCAAUGCAUACCGCAACCACGCUAUCUGCCCCUUCAAACCUUGUCGUCGAAUAUAUCUGCAACGAUCUGACAGCAUUCCUUCCUUAUCGUUCCAGUUCGAACUGUUUCCCACAUCGUCUGUUUUAUCUUGUCAUCGCCAAAAUUUAUUAAAAUGCCGCGCAAUUUGAGCUUUCGUUUUGACUUAUACGCGUUGAUUUCCCCUCAGCUCACAUCAAAAAGUCCAGCAUGAGGCCAUGGCGAUCUCUAAGGUGAUUCCACAUAGCCUUAUGCGAAUCAAAGCUUCGAUGGUUAUUCAAAUACUUGGAUUCACAAUCAAAACA